AUGAAGAUCCUUGAGUGUAAAAGAACAAAGGGGCAACACGUUUUACCAUUGUUUUAUAAUCUAGAUCCGUCGGAAGUACGGAAUCAAACCAAUAGUGUCGGAGAAGCAUUUGUCAAACAUGGAGAGAGGUUCAAGAAUGAUGAAAAUAAGGUACAUGGGUGGAAGACAGUUCUAACAGAAGCGGCCAAUUUGUCCGGAAAGCUUUUGGGAAACAGGAACGAACCAGAAUUUAUUCACGAAAUUAUUGAAUGGGUGAAUUCAAUAUUAGUAAAAAAGACAGACUUGCAAGUUGCCCGGUAUCCGGUUGGAAUAGAGUCCCUUUUACAAGAUAUGAAGUUGCUUUUAGAUAUAGAGAACAUUGUCAGUAAACAAAUGGUAGGGAUCUUCGGAACUGCUGGAGUUGGUAAGACAACUCUUGCCAAAGCCAUUUACAACUCGAUUGCUUCUCAGUUUGAAGGUUGUUGUUUUCUUGAAAACAUUAGAGAAACUUCCAGCCAAACGGGUCUGAUCCAUUUGCAAAAUAAACUUCUUUCUAAGAUCCUAGAAUGUUCAAGUAUAAUAGUUGACAAUGUUGAUCAAGGAAUUACUUUGAUAGAGCAGAGGCUUUGCCUAAAAAGAAUACUUCUCGUUCUUGAUGACGUGGAUCAUUCAGACCAAAUAGAAAAGAUUGUUGGAAAUUGUGAUUGGUUUGAUUUAGGAAGUAGAGUCAUCAUAACAACAAGAGAUGCACAUUUACUAACUAAGUAUCAAGCUUUAACCUACAGGGUGAGAGAAUUGGAUCACUACAAAGCUCUUCAGCUCUUUAGUUAUCAUGCGUUCAAUAAAGAUAGCCCUGAUGAUGGUUAUGUGGAAGUCACAAACGAUGUAAUAAAUUAUGCCGGAGGAUUACCACUAGCUUUAGUAGUGCUAGGCUCAGCUCUUAAAGACACCGUGUGUUUCUUCAAAGGAAAGGAGGUAGGAUAUGUCACAAAAAUACUAGGUAGUUGUGGCAUCAAAGAGCUAAUGGACAGGCGUCUGAUAACUGAGUCUAACAAAUUAUUGGAGAUGCAUGACUUAUUGCAAGAAAUGGAUAGAGAAAUUGUUCGACAAGAAUCACCCAAAGAACCUGGCAAGCGUAGUAGAUUGUGGUUUCAUGAAGAUGUUCGUAAUGUUCUAGAAGGAAACACGGGAACAAACAAAGUUGAGGGCAUAUUGAUAAAUUUGCCCGAAGAAGAAGUGAUACGCUUGAGUCCCAAAGUCUUCAAGAAAAUGAAAAGGCUUAGAAUUUUUAUAAACAAUAAUGCACGCAUUUUUGAAAAGCCUACUUUUCUUUCUAAUGAAUUAAGAGUGCUUUAUUGGCCUAAAUAUCCCGGAGAAUUUUUGCCAUCUACUUUUUGUGGAAAGAACAUUGUCAUUCUAAGCAUGCCUCAUAGCCAUCUCAAUGAAUUGGAGGGAGUCCAGAAACUAGUGGGGGCAAUGGGGGGUGUAGCCUUUGUGGUGGCGCUACCUGUUGUCCGUUGA
Corylus avellana is the source of this 1500-nucleotide messenger RNA. The record is from RefSeq and is a predicted model, not a curated record. NCBI's taxonomy places the organism in Eukaryota, Viridiplantae, Streptophyta, Magnoliopsida, Fagales, Betulaceae.